CAGGACGGUCUGUAAGUACCUCGGUCAGACUUGAUGGGUUAUGAAAUCCAUAACCUAUUGUCUUCUCUUUGUGACUUGCCCAAAAUCCACAGCCAUUAGAAGUGGCUGGGAAGGGCUUGAAUAAAUCCUAGGUUUGUGUUGGGAAACCACUUCCUAUCCCUUCUUGGAAUGUUGCUGCCAGCAAGGCCUUUGGAGAUCUUUUUACCAACAAAAAUGAAACCAAGAGAAUUUGGGUCAUGUACUCAAGGUCACAUUAUUGGUAAAGAAACUGACGCCCAGAGAAGCUAAUUAAUUUAUCCAAGAUCACACAGCUAACAAGUGAGAGUCAGGACUUGAACCAGGAAAUUUGCUCCAGAAUCUUGCCUUCAACUACUUUGCUAUGAAGAAGUAAAUCCCCUUCAAAUGUACAAAUACACUGAAUUUCCCCAAGAAUGGGAUUAUAAUAGAAUGAGAUUAUAAUAGAACAUUUUCCCAACCUUUUUUGGAAAUACAUUCUACCAUGUAUUCUACCAUGUAUGUGAAUACUCUCACAUACAAGUACUUUACAAGUGAAAGACAGUUACCUUAGACGCAAUCCUUAUGCUUACUACAUGUAAUAGACCCUGGUGUAUUCCCUCUUCUUUUUCUCCUUGCAUCUCUUAUCCUUUUUUGAAAAAAAAAAACGCAGGCUACAACUUACUCAAGAGUCAUGAUCUGUGGUUUGGAAAAAAUACCUCUUUAAACUGAUCUUCUGGUUCACAUCUCUGUUAUGAAAGCUGUUAGUGGUUUUACUUGUUAAGUUUCCAUCCACAGACACCACUUGGAGUGGGAAAGACUGUCAGAUAAUUUCUAUCAAGCGUAUUUCUGGUCAGGAGGUAUUCAUUGCUGUCCUUGUAGUUAAUGUCUAAUGAUGGUACAUGAACGCUUUAAGACAAAUCACCAUGCCGUUACCUUAGAAAAAUCUUCAUUCCCUCCUUCAUUCAUUCAUUCGAUAUGUGGGCACCUACUAUAUGCCAGGAAUUGUGCUAAAUCAGGAGUUGGCAAACUCUGGCUGGCAGGCCAACUCCAGAGUGCCACCUGUUUCUGUAAAUAAGGUUUUCUUGGAUCACAACCAAGCCCAUUCAUUUAUGUUUCUUCUGUGGCUGCUUCUGUGCUUAUGGCAGAGUGAAAAUAGCUACUACAGAAAAUGUGUGGCCUGGUGAAGGCCAAAAUAUUUCUUAAUCUGGUUCUUUAUAGACCUAGUUUGCAGAUUAUGGUGCUAGAAUCUAAAACACAAUGGUAUUCUAGGCUGGUCUCUACCAUCCUGGUUGUUUGCAUUGUCCUCUUUAGCUUAUGCUGUGUUUCGGGUUCCUUUGGUAGCACUGGAGGGGGAGGUGUGGAGGUUUUUUGCCUCCCUUGCACCGCCUCAGAGAACACCUGCUCACAGUAGAUGCUCAGCAGGCACUUUUUGUUAGGUAGAUUUGGCAGCAGAUAUUGGAAAUAAAGCAACCUAUCUACAAGGUAGAAAGAAUUUAUUCCUUUAAGAUAGCAAAGAGUUUCACUUUAGAGAUGCUUAUCUUCACUGCUAAGAGAAGCAAAUGGUAACUUUUGUUGAGUGCCUACUGUGCAUUGAACCCUGUGGUUAAAAAGAAGAGCCUUGGUUCUUUGACACUUGCAUCAAAGAUGGGAAGAGAAAUGAGAUACUUAAUAUUUCUAUUGGAGGGCCUAGUGUAUACUUGGAGAUGAUUUUAUUUAAUUACCUUAGAAUCUUAAAUGUUUAUGUUCCAAUAGGUUUUAGCUAGUUACUAAUCAGUCCCAAGAGUGAUUGCUGUGUGCCUGAGUGCAUAAGCUGAUUCUAUUUUUCCUUUCUUCCUUCCUCUCUCCCUCUCUCCCUUCCUUCCUUCUUUCCAUUUUUCCUUCCUUUAACAAACUUUCUGUUUUGAAUGUCUCUUAUGGGUCAGCACCAUAGAUGUAUUAAAGAAAAGACUGGCCUUUCCAGACAUAGAUAUAAACACAUGAUUACAAUACAGUGCAUUGAUAGAGGGAUGCUCAGAUUUUCUAGUAAUACAGAGAAGGUGUGCCAAACAAGGGAAGACUUCCUUGGGGAGGUGGCACAGAGUUGACUCUUGAAAAAACUCACUGGACAAAGGAGACAUAGGAUAUUUUAGACAAGGUACCAGCAUAUGUAAAGGCUAGAGGUAUUUGAAAAUAUGAUGUUUUCAGGGGGUAGUAGAAAACAAGAACACUGGCCCAUCAUCAAAGGGAUUUGUGCCUUGAUUUUUUUUUUUUUUUUUGCUUACAGUUCUCUCUCUUAAGGUGAUUUUAAAAAUUCUAUUUAUUCAGAAUUCUUAUUUACUUCUUCAUUCAUUUAGUGUAUUUGUUUAUUUGUAGUGGAAACAGGUUAUGUGGAUCGAUUCAGUUUUUUUCAGCAAGUUGGUUAGGUUAGCUGGUUGGUCUGUGUAAAUCUUCAUUAGUUUUAGGUAGGACAUCAAACUGCAACCUUGGCCUGGCCUCUUGGGGAAGAAGCACCCCCUGAGUGAGCUAGCUAACCUAUCCAGUCACAUCCAGAAGGAAUUUGACCCAGUGGGAGAGGGGCAGUUAAGAUGACUGGGUUGUGACUCAGUCUCCUUGUAAAAAUGAUCCCAGGCAGUGGAGAUUGCCCACUGCUUCCACCUUGUGCCCGACCUUUCAAUCUUCCUAAUAAAUCUGCCUGAGCUUUGCUGCCUCCUAGGGUAUCAAGAGAGGCAUUUGUAUGAAGACCUUUUGGGAAUCGAUGUCAAAUGCUCAGCAAAUGUUCUGUUAAGUUAGGUCUGCAGCAGUGUGGAAAAGAAGCAGAUUAAAGGAAUAAAAUAUGGCCCAAACAGUUUCGGAGAGUACUAGCCAGCCGGGACUCUGUUUUGUCAUUUAAGGCUGGAAUUUCCAUGUGGAGGUGCAUAUCCAUGUUUCUUUCUGCUUUUCUGGAGUUUCACUUCAUGGCCUCAUGGAAUGCUGUUGAAGAGGAAAAGGCUGAAAAGCUAGUGCUGGAGGAAACUGCAUAUGAAGAAAUCGAAAGGGAUUUUCAGGAGGUUCUCAAUGAACUCUCAGGGGACAGAAGUUUGGAGAAAUUUAAGGUUGAAUAUGAGAAGCUUCAUGCCGUCAUGAAAAAGUCUUAUGACAAUGAAAAGCGUCUGAUGGCCAAGUGCAGAGAGCUGAACGCAGAGAUCGUGGUUAAUUCCGCUAAGGUCGCCACUGCCCUGAAGCUCUCUCAGGAUGAUCAGACCACCAUCGCAUCCCUGAAGAAGGAAAUUGAAAAGGCCUGGAAGAUGGUGGACUCAGCCUAUGAUAAAGAGCAGAAGGCAAAGGAGACGAUUCUUGCCCUGAAAGAGGAAAUAGUGAACCUAACCAAACUAGUCGAGCAAGGGUCUGGACUGUCCAUGGACCAAGAUAGCAACAUCCGGGACUUGCUGAAGUUCAAAGAAGAGGUGACAAAGGAGCGAGACCAGCUGUUGUCAGAAGUGGUGAAAUUACGAGAGUGCUUAGCUCAGACCAUUGAGCAGCAGCAGGAAAUGGAGCGGUCCAGGGAAGAGGCGGAGCAGACCGUCAGUCAGUUCCAACAAGAAAUCCAGCAACGUCAGAAUGAAGCUUCACGGGAGACCCGGAAGAAAGAAAAACUAGAGAAGGAGCUCAGGCAGAUUCAGACGGACAUGGACAGCAGGCAGACGGAAAUCAAGGCGCUGCAGCAGUACGUGCAAAAGAGCAAGGAGGAGCUUCAGAGGCUGGAGCAGCAGCUGAAAGAGCAGAAGAUACUUAAUGAGAGAGCCGCAAAGGAGCUGGAGCAGUUUCAGAUGAGAAAUGCUAAACUUCAGCAAGAGAACGAACAGCACAGUUUGGUUUGUGAGCAGCUAUCCCAAGAAAACCAGCAGAAGGCGUUGGAGCUCAAAGCCAAAGAAGAAGAAGUCCAUCAGAUGCGCCUUGACAUUGGGAAGCUCAACAAAAUCAGAGAACAAAUCCAUAAGAAAUUGCACCAGAUUGAAGAUCAAAAGGGAGAAGUGGAGCAGCACAAGGAAACCCUGAAAAAUCAGAUCUUGGGACUAGAGAGAGAGGUGGAAGCCUCAAAGAAACAAGCAGAACUUGAUAAGAAAGCAAUGGAUGAGCUUCUGAGAGAAAGGGACAUAUUGAAUAAGAAUAUGCUUAAGGCGGUCAGUGCAACCCAGAAACAGAUAGACCUGGUAAAGCUCCAUGAACAAGCCAAGAGGAAUCUGGAGGAAGAAAUCCAAAACUACAAAGAGGAGGCUCAGAAGCAGAGAAAGAUCAUCUUUCAACUGGAAAAGGAGCGAGAUCGGUACAUCAAUGAAGCCAGUGACCUUACCCAAAAGGUCCUCAUGAACAUGGAAGACAUAAAAGUUCGUGAAAUGCAGAUUUUUGACUAUAGGAAAAAAAUUGCUGAAUCAGAGACUAAAUUAAAACAGCAACAGAACCUGUAUGAAGCUGUGAGGUCAGACAGGAAUCUGUAUAGUAAAAAUCUGGUUGAGGCUCAGGAUGAAAUAACAGAAAUGAAGAGAAAAUUAAAGAUUAUGACCCAUCAGGUAGAUCAAUUGAAAGAAGAAAUCUCAGCUAAGGAGUCGGCACUUGUGAAACUACAUCUGGAACAGCAGCGCAUAGAAAAGGAGAAGGAAACCCUGAAGGCCGAGCUGCAGAAGCUGAGACAACAAGCCCUGGAGACCAAACACUUCAUUGAAAAGCAGGAAGCCGAGGAGAGAAAACUCCUGCGAAUUAUAGCAGAGGCUGAUGGGGAGAGGCUGAGACAGAAGAAGGAGUUGGACCAGGUCAUCAGCGAGAGAGAUAUCCUUGGGUCGCAGCUAGUUCGGCGCAAUGAUGAGUUGGCUUUGCUCUAUGAGAAGAUCAAGAUCCAGCAGUCUGUGCUGAAUAAAGGCGAGAGCCAGUAUAACCAGAGGUUGGAGGACAUGAGAAUCCUCAAACUUGAGAUCAAGAAGCUUCGCCGGGAGAAAGGGAUUCUUGCCAGGAGUGUGGCCAAUGUCGAUGAACUCAGGCAGGAGCUUUUUCACACGCAAAGAGAGUUCCUGAAGGAGAGGACGAGAUGCCGAGCCUUGGAGGAGGAACUGGAGAACCCCAUGAACGUGCACAGAUGGAGGAAGCUUGAGGCCAGUGACCCCAGUACCUUUGAGCUGAUACAGAAAAUACAUACACUGCAGAAGCGCCUCAUCAGCAAAACAGAAGAGGUGGUUGAAAAAGAGCUGCUCCUCCAGGAAAAGGAGAAACUGUAUGUGGAACUAAAGCACAUCCUGGCUCGGCAGCCUGGGCCCGAGGCUGCGGAGCAGCUGCAGAUCUAUCGCCACACACUGCGGGAGAAGACCAAGCAGCUUAAAGUUUUGUCUUCAGAAUUGAAUAUGUAUGAGUCACAGAGCCAAGAAUACAAGUACGAGAUCGAAAAACUUACCAAUGAACUGCUGAAUUUAAAGAAGAAAUACCUUGCUCAGAAACGUAAAGAAUACAUUCAGAAAAACAAAGACAGAAUAAGCAUGGAGGACACCUUCUCAGUGGCCAAACCAAGCGGCCCUCGUUUUACUGGGGGUGGAUUUCCCCUCAGCAAGUCAUCCAAGGCGAAGUCAUAACUCGAAGCUGUUGGCUGGGUCCUUCUGAACAACUCAUUGGAGUUCACUCUGGAACAUUUUGGAGGAAUCUCUUUGAAAUUCCUUGGAUCGCAGACAUUUAGGGAAAUCAGUCCUCAGAUUCCAGGAUGGAAAGAAAUGCAGAACUAUUAUAGUCCUGUACAUAGAAGAGUGAUGACUUUCUAUUUAGUCCACAUGGAUAUUAACAGAGUGUAAUUAUAUCUAUUCAAUCAGGUUGAAUUAUAUCAAUUCAACCAUUGCAUGAAGCAGAUCUCUUGUUACUACCACAUUUAUUUAUUUUGCAAUGCACCACAUCUAGAUACUCUGUAUGGAUGCAACUGGAGCCUAAUUUCUCUGACAGACACUGGUGCAUAGAUUUAAAAAUGUUUUUUUUUUUGAAAUGCAAUGUGUUCUUAUUAAUAAGAAUCUAUUUUAAUUAUUCCUCAUUAAUAAGUCAUUGAUGAGAUGAAAAAGGUGGACACACUCUAAACUAUUUAAAAAGUGUUUUGAAAGUGAUUUCUAUGUGGAAUUUCUUUUCAGGCCUGGCGUAUGAAAACCUAUUCCAAAAAGACAUACUAAUAAAUACUUCAUCAUAAAAAAUAAAAAGAACCCUUGUAGAGACCUCAAUCUUUGUUUUGGUAAAAUACAUAAAGCUUAAAACUACUGUGAGAAAUGUUUAACACAAAGAUGUGACUCAGAGGACCAAGACUGUAAAAUGAGGGGUUUGGGCUGGUAUCCUCUGAAGAUCUGUCCUCACAUUUGGAGAGCAGAGUUACAAGGGACAGAGAUCUGUUUGGUUUCCAGGCUGAAGGCCAGCAUUUUGAGUCACUAAAUCCAUUGUAUUUUCUUUAUUUUGAAACCACAGUUAGGUGGGCAUCAGUUCAAAUUUCCCCUGUUUAGAGUGUUCACUCAGUAAUAUUGGUGUGGGACACUCUGGCCAUCUUUCUCACAAUAACUUGACCUCUGUAAUUUUUAAAAAAAUUAUUGAGGAGUAAGUAGCUCAUGGAUAAGCAAGGAUAGUAUAAGUGGAUAACUUCAUUUCAUUCAUCAUGAGCAGGAGACUUAAGGAUCCCAAGAUGUUUGUUUAGAUUAUCCAGAGAGGUGGGAGUUUAGAGGGAUUGAAAAUCAUGUUCUUCUGUCCCUCUUGGUUCACCACCAGAAGUAGACCCAAGGCAAUGAUGGCCAUGAAAGUGAUUGAUUCUGCAGUGAUCCCAGGAAACGCCCUAAGAGUGGGGACGUGGGACACCAGGCUAAGGCACAAAGUCAAGUUCUGCAGUUGCAGACUUUCACUGGACCUUGCAGGGGUCUCUGAAAACAAUGUAAUCACAUCUUAGAGUUGGUCCCAUCAGGGUGAGGGAGCUGGAAUAUUUAUACCGUCAGGCUUCCAGUCACUGACCAAGGACUGCUCUGGAGGGGUUCUUUUGGUCUUCCCUGCUGGUAGGCAAAGCAGAUCUUAGACAAAGAGGUGGCAGUUGCUGACUGUUGGAAGCAGAAGUGGUUAAGUGCUAGGGAACUGAGUCAGGCAGCAUCAUCCUCUGCUGCUUCUCCUACAUGAUCCCAAUUGAGAUCUGCAGAUGGAAAUCAACCUCCAGGGUAGCUGGUGAAUCUGUGAUGAGCUGUGAUCAUCAUCAAUUUGUAUACCACGUGGGAGCAUGAGGAUGGUUACAUCCAUGAGAGAAUUUGCUUAGAAAACCUUAAACCUAAAGAAUCACGAUGGGGGCAUUUCUAUUUUUGAAAAUCACAGAUGCUGUCUUCCCUCAGAGCCAACCAACCGUAUGCUAAGUCCCCUGUGUACACACCCUCAAGUUGUGAACUUUCAAAGAUGUGAACAUGGGUUCCAUCAGCAUCAGACAUGAGUAAAAUUGCAGCUUGUCCUCUGUCUCCUGUUGCUGUCAAUCCUUCAGCUUUACCAUCUCCCAGCUCCAGUUAGUAACUCUUCUUGCCUCUUCACUUGAUGCCAGCCCCUGUAUGUCACCUGUUGUACUGUACUACUGUAAGAUUAAAAAUGUUUUCUUUAUUUUUGGUGUUUGUUUUCUAUGUAUUAUUUGUGUGAAAAGUAUUAUAAACCUACUACAGUAUGGUAUCACAUAGCCGAUUGUGUUAGUUGGGCACCUAGGCUAACUUUGUUGGACUUACAAACACAUUGGACUUACAUAUGUGCUCUCAGAACAGAACUUGUUCAUGUGUAGGGGACUUACGGUAUUCUGUUCAGACAGAAGACUUUUGCAGGUAAGGUGAGGCAAGGCAGUUAUGACAUGUACAGCAUUGGAGGGUUUUCCAGCUAUUCAGGGACAGUUUGAAGUAUAGCCAUAACCAACUUCCUUCUGAGCCCUUGGGAGGCUUUAUAUUAGGUUCACUUCUCUAGGGAUGGGGCUUCCCUUGUGGUUCAGCUGGUAAAGAAUCCACCUGCAAUGCAGGAGACCUGUGUUCAAUCCCUAGGUUGGGAAGAUCCCCUGGAGAAGGGAAAGGCUACCCACUCCAGUAUCCUGGCCUGAAGAAUUCCAUGAACUGUAUAUGUAGUCCAUGGGGUCGCAGAGAGUCAGACACAGCUGUGACUUUCGCUUUCACUUUCUUUAGGGACAUGGGGUCUGUGAUUCUUGAUCUAUCGCAGUAUGGCAGAGACUCUGGAGACAUGCCAGGUUCAAAUCCCGGCUCAUUUUAACAACUGAGUUGAAGAUGAAAUGAGUUAAUGCUUAGAGCAAUG
This is a messenger RNA of Dama dama (fallow deer), 8271 nucleotides long. RefSeq names its product cilia and flagella associated protein 58 (gene CFAP58). The transcript is spliced from 21 exons. Bases 2880 to 5570 code for a protein of 896 amino acids. Gene Ontology annotation, cellular component: cytoskeleton. The record is from RefSeq and is a predicted model, not a curated record. NCBI's taxonomy places the organism in Eukaryota, Metazoa, Chordata, Mammalia, Artiodactyla, Cervidae.